GUGCCUUUAGUGGCGCGGAUAGCAAUCUUGGCCGCUUUAGUGGCCAAAAUCACAGCCGUCGCAGAGCUGUUUUACUGCUAUAGGGAUUAGGUUUUUUCGAGAGAGAAGAAGGUUCAGAAAGUAAAAAUGCCCUCCGAAUUAGAGCGUUGGGGCUAUUAGUUGAGGACGUUUUCUAUUUUUCAGUUCUAUUAGUUGGGGUGUUAUUGGUUUUUCAGUUCUAUUAGUUGGGGUAUUUUUGGUAUUUCAAUUAUUAUGAGCUAGAGAGGCCCCCGAAAAACAAAACACAUAGCCGCAUUACACCUUUCUUCUCCCUCAGACCCUUAUUCCUGCACCUCAGCCACUUGGACCACCCUCCGGUGACUUCUCCAGCAUCCUCCAUCCUCCUUCAUUUUUCUCCCUCCUUCCUCCUCCUCCUUCUUUAGUGUAGUGGCCAUCCCGUUAUGCGCUAUACUGCUAUUGCGUUUUUUGGGUCCGCUGCUACGCUCCGCUAUCCGGGAAUGACAAGCCUGGUCACAGAAAAGAGCUGGUAUGCAUCAUCUCUUACAUAUUUGGGACAAUUCUUGACUCUAGGGUUUUGCAUAGGGUUCUGAGUUCUAUCCUCCUUCCUCUUACCUUUCUCUUUUUAACUAUUCUACCAUGAGCCCUAUGCAAAACAGCAGUACCGCAAAAUCCAAAUCAAAAGUGACCCGAAGGGGUAAAGGCAAAAGGAAGAGAUUUCUAGGAGAACCUAAUGAUCAAGUUGCAGAUACCCCAUCAGAAUUCUCAUUUGCUAAAGCCAAAAUUGCAGUUGCGCAGAUCUGCCAGUCAGUUGGCUACAAACGCUCUGAAUAUGAUGCUCUUGAAACCUUGACUGAUGUUUCUGUGAGAUAUAUCCAAGCCAUUGCGAGAUCAGCUGCCUCCUUUGCUAAUGCUUCCAAUCGUACCGACUCCAACCUCUUUGACCUCAUCAAUGGCAUUCAUGAUCUGUGCUCAGUUAAAGGAUUUCCUGGUGGUUCAGCAAUGCACAAAAGUAAUCUGCUGGGUUCCAAAGCUCUAAAAGAGAUUAUGAAUUCUGUCAACCUCUCUAAGGCAGCACCCUCUACCAAACCAAUUCCAUUGAAAAACACUUCUGGAAGCCAAAAUCCAAAGCUAACCAUUGAUUCUGGCACAUCAAUUUGUCGCUUCAAGAAAGCAAAAAUACAAUAUUUGCACAUACCAAGUUGGCUCCCAGAUUUUCCUAAGGAAAACCUAUAUAAUAGUCGUGAUCAGGUUUUGGUUAAGGAGAGGAAAUGCGGUGAGAAAUUGUGGGAGCAUUCACUUGCUGCGGAAGAUUGCAGUGGUACUGUGGAGGAAAACAUUUGUGUAUUGCAGGCCAAUGGCAUCACUGAAAAAGAAGAGAAAGGCACCAGGAUGGAGUUAGCAAAGGGAAGAGGAAGAGACAGAGUCAAGUUUAAACUCGGAAGGGGGGAAGAGAAGCAGAUUGGAUUGGGAAUGAAUAUGAUGAAUGGGGUUUGUAAAGGAGGGAAACGAGUGUCAUGGAAAAAUGAUUCUAUGGUUGAGGAAAAUGAAGAUGAAAGGUGGGCUUUUAAGAGAAAGGUUAAGGUAGCAUAGAUAUAUAAAUGAUGUAUGUAAUCUGUCUCAAGCAUUUUGUCACAACUAAAUCAAAUCUUUAAUACUUUCAUAUAUACCCGCGGACGAGGCAUAAUUUCAGCCA
Lotus japonicus is the source of this 1693-nucleotide messenger RNA. Its product is annotated as transcription initiation factor TFIID subunit 8. Gene Ontology annotation, molecular function: protein heterodimerization activity. The transcript has 2 exons. Gene Ontology annotation, cellular component: transcription factor TFIID complex. The record is from RefSeq and is a predicted model, not a curated record. The coding region runs from base 637 to 1590 and encodes 317 amino acids. Lineage: Eukaryota; Viridiplantae; Streptophyta; Magnoliopsida; Fabales; Fabaceae.